Cyprinodon variegatus (sheepshead minnow) is the source of this 3599-nucleotide messenger RNA. RefSeq names its product glucose-fructose oxidoreductase domain containing 2 (gene gfod2). NCBI's taxonomy places the organism in Eukaryota, Metazoa, Chordata, Actinopteri, Cyprinodontiformes, Cyprinodontidae. The record is from RefSeq and is a predicted model, not a curated record. The transcript is spliced from 3 exons. Gene Ontology annotation, molecular function: nucleotide binding. Bases 180 to 1346 code for a protein of 388 amino acids.
UUCCGGUUCCGCCCAGCUGUUGCUAAGGAAGUUACCAUUACAGCAAAUGGGCAGCGCCCUGCUUCAACCUAUCGCUGCUGCGGACGAUGACCCGCCGGUAACUUCCUUUAAGAGUGCAAACAGAGGAUAUCUGCUGGUGACAACUUUGGAAUGGAUGGCUGUGGUUUGCAUGUAAAGUAAUGCCAAGUGGCAAGGCCAUGUUGCCAGGAGUUGGUGUUUUUGGCACCGGCAGCACUGCCCGGGUGCUGGUUCCACUGUUGCAAGCUGAGGGCUUUGAGGUUCACGCGCUUUGGGGACAGAGUGAAGAGGAGGCUUGCUGCUUGGCAAAGGAACUCGGCAUCCCGUUUCAUACUAGUCGAUCUGAUGAUGUCCUCCUGCACCAGGAUGUAGAUCUGGUCUGCAUCUAUAUCCCUCCCUCAAUGACCAGACAAAUUGCAGUCAAAGCACUGGGUAUUGGUAAGAAUGUAGUUUGUGAGAAAGCUGCAACUGCUGUCGAUUCAUUUAAGAUGGUGACUGCAGCCAGAUACUACCCCCAGCUGCUGAGCAUGAUGGGUAACACCCUACGCUUCCUGCCAGCCUUUGUGGAGAUGCGUCAGCUGUUGGUGGAAGGAUACGUCGGGAAUAUACAGGUGUGUGAUGUGCGGGUCUAUGGGCCGAGCCUCUUGGACCAGUCCUACGGUUGGACCUCUGAGGAGCUGAUGGGUGGAGGCGGGCUGCACAUCGUUGGAUCCGCCAUCAUCGACCUGCUAAGUUACCUCACGGGCACCAGAGCUCACCGUGUGCAUGGUUUACUGCGGACUUUUGUUCAACAGAACAGCCUAAUCCGAGGCAUCCGCCGCAUCACCAGCGAUGACUUUUGUUUCUUCCAGAUGUUGAUGGGUGAAAGCGGGUCCUCGGGCGUAUGCUGCACUGUGACCCUGAACUUCAACAUGCCGGGGUCGUUUGUGCAUGAGGUUAUGGUAGUUGGAUCUGGUGGAAGGUUGGUCGCCAGGGGCACCGAGUUGUUUGGUCAUCGAAAUGAGAGUAAAUAUGAGGAGCUUCUAUUGGCUGACAGCAGCGGGGUUGGACCAGAGGUGAAAGAGAUGCCCCUCCCACACCUGCAGGGGCUUAGCUCUAUGGUGAAGGCCUUGAGACAGUCCUUUCAGGCUCAGGAAGAGCGACGGUCAUGGGCCCGAGGACCGAUUGCCUCUGCGCCAACCUUUGAGGAUGGCCUGUAUGUGCAGACGGUGGUGGAGGCUGUGAAACGGUCCAGCAGCAGCGGCGAAUGGGUCUGUGUGGAGAUCAUGAGUCAGGAGCCAGAUCCCAACCACAACUUGUGUGAGGCGCUGCAAAGAAACAAAAACUGACUUGGUGCAAAAACUACCUGCGUAACAGAACAUGAAUCUGAAUGUCUCGCUGUAAUUCAGCCGCUUUGACCGUUUACAUCAAACUAGACUACUUCCUUCCAUGUGUUAACUUACUCUCAGGUUUUGCAGAUUAAUGUUUCACCUAAACAAACACAGCUGCAUUGUCUGUUGGCGCCUGCAGGAAGAUGCAUUGUAAACCACAGCCUUAUUAUUUGGAUUCUGACCAGUGCAAAUACUGAUAACCUAUUUCCAUCAAAUCUUUUUGACCAGGAUGUGCCAAUGACACAGCAGAUGUUGUCUUAACCUGGCUUAUUUAAAACUGAGAAAUAACGAAUGUAUUUUUCCAUCGUUUUAAUUUGCAUCGACACCUAUGUUAGAUAUAGCAUUAUAUACAACCAACUAGGUAUUUGUCUGUGUGUUUUAAACAUAUGUGCUGCAUUUAAUGUGCAUCAACAACUGAGCACAAUGUCUUCGCUCUCAUAGUUAAUCUGUGUUGUAACUUAAAAUUGUGGUUUGUUUUACUUUAUCUUGGAUGUACUGAAAUGUGGGGCAAUUUCUUAUUCUGCAGAGUUUACCUUAGUUUGAAUAUAAAAACGAGGGUGUCGUUUGACUUGCAAAGUGCUUUGUCAUGACCAAUUCAAAUGACCUCUAAGUCAGGUCUGAAUAGUGUCACUGUGUGCAGUUUACGUUUAGUUUUGCUCUAUUUUGGACCUGGUUGUGUUGGUCAAGUUAGUAAUGUUAUAACACACAAUAGCCGAUACCUUUGUCAUUUUCAGCAUUUUGUUUUUAAUGACGCUAAAAGAUAACGAUUUGUAAACAACAUCAGGAAGUUCCUAAGGCAAUAACAUAAAGCCAAUGAUGUGAAAAGAAAUGUUCCUCCAAACAUGAUGAUAACUAAACAAAUAUAUAAGCAAACCAUCAAAUUACCAACUUUUUCAAUAACUGCAAUCUUUGUAUUGUUAUGAUUUCCAACUGUAGCUAUCUGUGUUCAGUGUAAUGGCAUGUUAUUGGCAGAAUGCUAUGUUCUAAACUCAAAACAUUGAGGAAUAACUAUUGGGUCUUAUCGUUGCCUUUGUUGAAUUUAAAAUGGUCAAAAUAAGGACAUUACAGGUUUGUAAAGGUAACAAAAAACACCAAGAAAGAACAGUUCUUGUUUGUUUAUUCCUGUUACUUUACACUUUGGCAAUUAUACCAGGAACUGAGUAAAAUAAGCUGUGUAGAGAAUAGGAUGUUUAAUUUGUAGCAUUGUCACCUUUAAAUGAUCUGUUAAGUUUAGCUUCUGUUGUGCAGCAGGCUGUAGAUGUGGUGCCAGAACUAUUUGGUUUAAUGCAUCACACUUUCAUUCUUUUAAGAGGAAUUUACUACAUAUAGUUAUUAUUGCUGCAUGGAUGAAACAUGCUUUGUGAGUUAUUUAGAUUUUGUCAAAACUGAGACAUUCCACCUCGAUCCUUUUAGAUGUUGAAACUAAGUGAUGGUGUGGGACACUAAUAUUUACCAGUUUACCUGCUCUUAGCUGCAAGGAAGCCUUUAAAUAGAGCUUUGAAUAUUAAUAUGUUGAUAUUUGACAACUAAAUUUAAAGAUAUAGAAUAUUGUUUACAUUUGUUGUUGUUUUUUUAAUACAAGCAAAACAAGAGUGACUUUAAUCAUUUUAAAUCUAGUUCAAGGCACAAGGAUUUAAUACAUUUUUUGUUACAGUCCAAUCUCCAGUUUAAAAGGCGUCCUCAGUGCUGGUGAAUCAAGAGGCGUUAAAGAGUAGAUGGGGUUAUUUCAUCUGUAAAUUAGCUGACAUAGACAUACUACUAGUUGCAUCUCAUGUUCUCAAUAGUGCUCUAGUUUAUGUUGCAUUUCCUUUGAAAAUCCUUUUGCUUACUGGCUGAUCCAUCACUGCUUAAACGCAUUCCAGCUGAUCUGUUCCACCAUCAGCAAAUUUUCUUUGUCUUUUACACUGAUAAAAUGCCACCUAUUGACUAUACAGUUUAUUGCCUGCACCACCCAGCUUGCUGCAAAUGUGACUUUAACAUUUAUAAGAGACUUUUUGUAUUUAUUUAAUUACAUUGUAGAUGUUUUUUUUCAACCUGUGAAUUUCUGUUUGAUGCUGUAAUAUUUAUAUAUCUAUUGUUUUUUUUUGUUUUUUUUAUUCAGUCUUGUUUUAACUCAUAUGGCAUUUUGAGCACUAAUUUGCUGCUUCAAAGUUGAUAAACUGUACUGUUCAUCUGUGUAACAGAUAUUUUCUUUUUAAUAAAUGCAGUUGU